Molecule: messenger RNA, 932 nt
Organism: Pseudopipra pipra
Lineage: Eukaryota; Metazoa; Chordata; Aves; Passeriformes; Pipridae
Gene: NTAN1
Product: N-terminal asparagine amidase
Exons: 9
Coding region: 135-932 (265 amino acids)
Biological process (GO): ubiquitin-dependent protein catabolic process
Cellular component (GO): nucleus
Molecular function (GO): protein-N-terminal asparagine amidohydrolase activity
Source: RefSeq, a predicted model, not a curated record
UGCCGGGCCCCGGGCGGUGUCGGUGCCACCGCCCCGCUUUCCCAGCGCCCCGCGCGGCUCUGCCCGGCCCGGCCCGGCGCGGCCUCAGGAGGGAGCGCGGAGCCGCCUCCGGGCCCGGCCUGGCGCUCGCCGCGAUGCCGCUGCUGGUUAACGGAGCGCGGGUGGACCUGUCCCGGCCCACGGGGGACAUGAUCCGCGCACACCCGCACCUCGAGGAAAAGGCAAAGCUUCUGAGAAGUCAGCCUGCUCAGACUGUGGAACCCAAAGGCCUCCUCUAUGUCCAGCAGAGAGAGUUUGCAGUGACCACCCCCAAAGAUGGUUCUGUUUCUAUUCUUGGAUCAGAUGAUGCAACUACCUGCCACAUAGUUGUGCUCCGACACACAGGCAGCGGAGCCACCUGCCUGACACACUGUGACGGGUCUGACACGGAGGCCGAGGUGUCGCUCAUCAUGAGUUCAGUAAAGUCUCUCUCAAACACCACGGGCUGUGGCAGGCUGGAAGUGCACCUAGUUGGAGGUUUCAAUGAUGAUAGGCAGUUAUCACAAAAACUUACUAAUCAGCUUCUUAGAGCGUUCGAUCUCCAGCCAGAUGAUGUUCACUUAGUGACCUUCUGUGUAACAGAACUAAAUGAUAGAGAAGAACAAGAUAUUCACUUUCCAAUCAUUUAUGGAAUAGCUGUGAAUGUUAAAACAGCAGAGAUUUUCCCUGCAACCUUCCCAGAGAAAGGGCCGGAUGAGGAUUUGCGUUCAGCCCAUGUUUUAACAGGAGCACCACUCACCAACAUCUACGAUGCAAAGACAGAACAGCUCCGUAUUGGGCCUUAUUUCUGGGGGCCUUUCCCACACGUGGACUUCUGGUUGGAACAGGAUGAUGCCCAGAUUUUACAGGUACCUGAAACAGCUUUUUUUUUUUUUCCCCUUCUGGCUGAGUAG